AUGGAGUCGUACUGCUUUCGCGAAUAUGCGAGUAUAAUUUGGCGCGCCGCCGGCUGGUCCUACGUGGUAUUAAAUACCGUAACCGGUUACCUCAUCGGCUGCACACGGGUGUUUUCUUAUGAAUAUUACUACUUUUAUUGGAUUUGCGAGCCGACGGCUGCCGCGCAAGUCUAUCCGAUGAUAGCCCAAAUGGAAAGCUAUAUGAGCCUGGUGAUCGUCUUCUUCACGGUGCUGGUCAUCUACUUUUACGCAAAGGUCCUCCGCCGAUCGGCUCAGUACAACAAGAAAAGCCCGCACGAGAAGGACGUAUUAUUACAGAUCUUCUUCAUUUGCCUCAUUUUUAUCGGUUACAAAAUUGGGACGGCCAUUUUCGAGGCCAGCCUCCCCGCGAAUCAAUCUCCCACCAAGGCGCACAUAUUCGUCGAAAAUCUCCUAAAAAUCGGCCUUUGCAACGUACACCCGCUCUCGCAUUUGCUCAUCAACGGCAAGAGGUCGAACUUUAACUCGCCGGUCCCGCCGCCCGCGCCUCUCAACUACGUGUCGUACGAGCAGUUGUGUCAGGUCCCCGAGCCCCCAGGGCAACCGUCAUUACGUGGGCUGCGUAGCCGGCAGCAAGCCCGGCUGGCCGGCACCAUGUCCGUU
Mesorhabditis spiculigera is the source of this 642-nucleotide messenger RNA. The record is from the annotation of a GenBank genome assembly. NCBI's taxonomy places the organism in Eukaryota, Metazoa, Nematoda, Chromadorea, Rhabditida, Rhabditidae.